AGCGUCGCGGAAAAGAGGCCUCAAAAAUGAACUUCACGAUGUUAACACGCCUUUUUUAGAAUAGGAGGAUAAUAGCAUUUUUAAACUGUUUUUAUUUGUAUGUUGAUUAUAUGUAUAUAUAUAUUAUUAACCUUCAAAUGUGUUAAAUUUUUAGUUAAUGAAGACAUACAGAUAUACUGUUGCAGGCAUUCAGCACAACUGUCUUCUUAAUUCAUUAAGACACAUAUAUUUCUACUUUGCAUCUCUUGCGUCGUCGUGAAUCGAUGCUACGUGAAAAAACUGCAAAUGUCAUGCGUGACAUUGCAACCGACUUAUUAAUCAUGCACUAGUACCUACAUAAUUUUUUGUCGCCAUUACUUUUAACAUGCCCGCUUCGAAAGAAAAAGCAGUUCGAAUAUUUAAUGAGCUUUGUCCCUCACUUUUAAAAAGUUUAUGCAUACGCGAUGUUAAAAGAGAAUGCUCCGUGAAAUACGAGGUAACAUGGGUUCCUGUAGAAAUAGCAACCGCCAGUUUCUCAUAACCUUCCGAUAUGGAUGAUUCCAAGUACUCGGGACAAAAAGGAAGAUUUCGAAUGGGCAGUGAAAUUGAAUCGUGCGGGUCUGAAUUUGAUUGGGCUAUGGCCAACUCCACAAGAAAGUACCAGACAAAGAUUAAUCAACAAUAUACGUAUCGUUUUUACAUUUCUAGUGGUGACAAGUUUAUUGGUGCCUUCUAUUCAUUCAUUAAUUAAAACUCAUUCUGAUAUCAUGCUAACAAUAGACAAUUUACAAAUUACGUUACCAGUUCUUAGCAGCAUUAUAAGGCUCCCAAUAUUUUGGAGAAGAAAGAAAGCUCUCACGUUGAUCAUAAACAUGAUCGUCCAAGACUGGUUAACUACAAAAAACAUCCGUGAAAGAAAAACAAUGAUAAAAUGGGCGUCACGUGCACGUAUAUUUAUUAUAUGCACAUAUAUAAUUAUAGUGACCUCGAUCAUAAUAAUGUUUGUCAUACCUAUUUUCGGAAAAUCAAUGACUUUGGCAUUGAAUAUCACUGAUUCGGGCAAAUCAUUGCCCCUAUCAACUUUUUACAUUUACGAUGUAACAAAGAGACCACAGUAUGAAUUGACAAUUAUUAAUCAAUGCAUCUCUAUGAUCACUGCAGCAAUUCUUUAUACAGGAAUUGACAAUUUUUUUGGGUUAUUAGUUUUUCAUAUUUGCGGACAAUUGAACAUUGUGAGGAAUCGUCUCAAACAUAGUCAUAAAAAUUUUCAUGCUGUAUUGAGAAGUAGUGUGAGGUAUCAUAUUCGAUUACUCAGAGCUAUAAAUAUUAUAGAAGAUACGUACAAUGUGAUCCUUUUAAUAUUGUUUCUAUAUUAUCUAAUAAUGUUUGCAUUCUGCGGAUUCCUAUUAGUUACUCUGUUUGAAGACGAAGGAAAUGAUAUAUCGGUAACGCGUUUGUCAUUUCUUUUGCUUAUUAUCAUCUCCAUGAUCGUACAUAUGAGUAUUUAUUGCGCUGUUGGCGAAGCGUUAAUGACAGAAAUCAAUGGAAUUCAUUAUGCGGUAUAUGAUUGCGAAUGGUAUAUCCUGGAUCCAAAAAACGCAAAGGACUUAAUCCCAUUUAUAAUUAAAGUUAGUGAGCCAAUAUAUUUCACUGCUGGGAAAGUAUUUCCUAUAACAAUGGCUAUGCUUGGCAAUGUAAGAUAUCUCUCUCUCAGAAGUGUUGGUACUUUAGCAUGCAUAUUACAUAUAUAUACAUAGCAAACACGCAUGUGCGCGUGCGCAUAAGUGUAUGUGGUUUAUUCUUUUGUAAUAUAUACUUGUUAUAGAAUAUUAUCAAGUUUUGAUUAUUCAAACAAAAGUGUUAGUUUGUAAUAUAAACAUAGUUUAAACUGUAUUAAAGGAUUAAAACUUCAACACUA
Ooceraea biroi (clonal raider ant) is the source of this 1897-nucleotide messenger RNA. Its product is annotated as odorant receptor 43a. The record is from RefSeq and is a predicted model, not a curated record. Gene Ontology annotation, biological process: detection of chemical stimulus involved in sensory perception of smell; sensory perception of smell. Gene Ontology annotation, cellular component: plasma membrane. Lineage: Eukaryota; Metazoa; Arthropoda; Insecta; Hymenoptera; Formicidae. Gene Ontology annotation, molecular function: odorant binding; olfactory receptor activity.